AUGGAUUUCGAAAUGGAUGAGGAUGAACUCGCGGCCGGCGAAGGAGAUCAAGGUGAUUACGAUGAAGACCAUAGCCACUUCGACAGCCAGAGACUCAAAUGGAUCGCCGAAAUCUCAGAGUCUAUCGGAAAACUAUACACCAACUUGAAUGCCCUCAACCGGAACAUCGAAAGUGUCAACUCGGUCGGACGGCAGUUUGAGAACGUGUAUAACUUGUGGUCCAAGUUUGAAGAGGUAAUCAGCGUACCCUCAGCUUCCGCCAAUUCCACUAGCGAUGCGACCAGCCCGGUCCAAAAUGUUCAGACCGAGAGCACUAGUGGAGGCACUCUUCUGCUCACAACCUCCUCCAACUCGGGAACAGUGAUGGAAUCUUCGGUAGAAUUACGCGACCCUCAUUUACCACCCGGUGUCGCCCCAGGAGGGGGAAUGACAUCUUGGGGUGUCGAGCGCUCUUAA
This is a messenger RNA of Puccinia triticina, 456 nucleotides long. RefSeq lists its product as uncharacterized. The record is from RefSeq and is a predicted model, not a curated record. Bases 1 to 456 code for a protein of 151 amino acids. Lineage: Eukaryota; Fungi; Basidiomycota; Pucciniomycetes; Pucciniales; Pucciniaceae. The transcript is spliced from 3 exons. Gene Ontology annotation, cellular component: spindle microtubule; mitotic spindle pole body; mitotic spindle.